Branchiostoma belcheri (Belcher's lancelet) is the source of this 4086-nucleotide messenger RNA. RefSeq lists its product as uncharacterized. The record is from RefSeq and is a predicted model, not a curated record. The transcript is spliced from 7 exons. Lineage: Eukaryota; Metazoa; Chordata; Leptocardii; Amphioxiformes; Branchiostomatidae. The coding region runs from base 1 to 4086 and encodes 1361 amino acids. Gene Ontology annotation, biological process: regulation of apoptotic process. Gene Ontology annotation, molecular function: protein binding.
AUGGAGAACUUCCUCCUUGACAACUAUGUUGACAUCUCAAAUAUUCUGGAUGUGAAAAGUGUACUACCUUAUCUGAUUCAAAAGCGUGCCUUGACAAUUUCUGACAAGGAGAGAAUUCUACACAAGGUUGAAGAGAUAGAUAAAGCAGGUGAACUUUUGGAUACUCUUUUAAGGAAUGGGAAAUGCACACCCGACAUCUUUAUAGAUGCUCUGAGGCAGACAGAUCAGACUACACUUAUAGAUAUGUUAGGUCCGGAUCCUCGAUACAAAAAGAGAACAGCUGUUGAACAGAAUGUUCCUGCAAGAAGACCCAUGGCCCCACAGAAACUUGAAGCUGUAAAAGUGACAGAUUACAGUAUAACACUACAAUGGACACCAGCUGAGGAGCCUCUUGUGGGAUACUUGGUAGAGAAAAGGUUAUCUUCUGCAGGGAAAUAUGAUCAUUGGAAGUGUGCACAUGAUGGACUUUCAGUCAUAAGCAAAAACAACAAACCACAGCUCACAGUUCCCUGCUUUACAUAUGAAGAAUACGACUUUCGUGUUAGGGCAAUGAAUGAUGUUGAUGAUCAACCUGUCUACAGUGAGCCAACAGUACUCCGAAGAGUGGUGGCUAAACUACCAGACGGUUCAGAGAUCCGAAUAAUGGUUGACCUGAAACAAUCAAGCAGAAGACACUUCAAGAAAGGAGAGGAUCUCUUGAAGACAUACCCAGACAUACCCAAAGCGCCUUUCAACAACCCAAUGAUCCUAUUAAAGACAAAGGAAGAUGGGAGCGUAAUUUUAGUCUUUUCCUGUAAUGACCUGGAUAGUGUGAUUGAGCUGUGGGAGAUUUACCAUCAGGGGGAAGUGCACCAGGUAAUGAAAAGGCUCUUCAUGUCAGAAGAUCUCCAUGCACAUGGUGUAACCCCUGAUGACCUUGUCAUAACCAUCAAUCCUGAAGACUUCAUUGCCAGCUGCAGACAUCUUCUGCUGACACAUCCUACUGACAAAGGAUUCAGGGUAGUGAGGAUGGGGUCUGAUCAUUCCACAGCAGAUGAUGAUAUGCUACUGCAGCAAGAAGCACUAAAAUCACUGGGAGAUUUGUACCUCAAGAAUGGAAUGGAAACAUCCAACCUGUCACAGUUACACAAAGCAACACCAAUCUACAAAAGGGCCCUUAACACAUGUAUCAAGGUACAAAAUGUAGAUGGGAUUGUGACACUACUUCAUCGGAUCAAGUACACAGAAAAGAUGAAGGAAGAAAUGAGAAAGGGUUAUUUGGCACUACAGAAAUCUGACCUGGACUCAGCAGAGCAGCACUUUGCAUCUGCACUCAAGUUGGUACACAUCAGAGAUCCCAGAGCCCAGCAGUACAAGAGAGAGGUGGAGCCCCUGUGCAAGUUGGGGGAUGUCUACAGUAAGCGAGGUCAGCAGACAGGAGAUGGGGGAAACUUUGUCAAAGCAGCAGCACUCUACAAUGCAGCAGUAGCCAGGUCAGAGGAUCAAGUCCUAAAUGGCAACAUAGAAAGAGCUAUCACAGAAGUAGAGAAGUCAUUUCUCCAUUGUGUCUUAAAUACUCAUAGUCAUCUGAGUCAAGAUAACAAAGAAAGACAUAAGAAACAGCUGAAGGAGAUGCGGGACCAGGUCAAGCUGGAGAUGGAAACCAUUGACCAGCAGCUGGAUCCCUAUGUACAUGAUGAGGAUGACCCAUGUGUCAGAGAGAUAGAGGCAAAACGAGCUCAGGCUGUCAGGCAGUUGUUUGAGAAAAUUGCACAAAUAAGGAAGGAGUUCAUUAGCCUGCUUGUAGAAGAGUGUCUUGGGUUAAUGGGUCCUCCUCCCUGUAAGUAUGCCCUGAUAGGUUUGGGUUCACAAUCCACAGGAAUGGUCACUCCAUACUCAGACCUGCAGUUUGUCAUCUUGGUAGAGGAGGAAAGUGAGGAAUGUCUUGUGUAUUUCCGCAACCUCACCCACUAUCUACACCUCAAGGUGGUCAACCUGGGAGAAACCAUUCUCCCAGCACUAGGAAUAAAAUCUCUCAAUGACUUUUACUCCGAUAACCCACAUGAUAACUGGUACUAUGACUCUGUUACACCUCGUGGGUUGGCAUUUGAUGGCUCCGUACCAUGGGCAAGCAAAACUCCACUGGGCAGGCAGGGAAGUUGGAAAGAACCACCCAGGGAACUUAUCUGCACCCCAGAAAACAUGGCUUCAAAACUACAGGGGGAUGCUGCAUUUUACCUUCAGGAAAGAUAUCACCUUGCCACUAUCUUUAGAAACCCAUGCCUGAUAGCAGGGGACCAGGAUUUGAUUGACAUGUACAUGGGCAUCACAGGGAAGAUACUGCAAGCUGAUGGAGGUAAAAUGGCUCAACAACUGGCACAGGUGACAAUGAGGGAAUAUGGUAGAAGCUACAAUGAUCAAGAAAUGGUAGCUAGACUGAUUGAUGUCAAGAAAGAAAUCUACCGCUUCCCAGCUGUAGCAGUAGACUGCCUGGCACUUUCUUCAGGCAUUGUACCUACCACAAUUUGGGAGACAAUAGAAGAAAUGGAAAUCCAACAAGUGAUCAGUCCCAACAAUGCACAUCACCUGACAGUGCUUACCAGCAUCUCAGCAGAACUCAGGCUCAGAACAUACAUUGCAAAUGGUGGACAGAAGGAAAAUCUGGCAGCUUUGGCCUCAAUGAAAACAAUGCUAAAUGCACAGGAAUCAUCCCUUCAAAUGAUUCCUGUACAUGAUGAAGUAUCAUCAAAUGCAUUGAAGCCAGUUUUCAACCUACCAAAUGAUAAGCAGCUUUUUAGGUACUAUUACACAGCAGUUCCCCUAAAAAGGGUUUUGAACGAAUGGGCAGAAGAGAGGGCAGAAGAGAGGCCAGUUGCUGAUCUAUAUGACAGUGCUCCAAGAGUAAAAGGAAUCCUAUACUCUGAGCUAUGUAAAUACAGACUAGCUAUCAGGUGUUAUGCUGAGGCCCUUAAGGAAGUUAAGGAUAGCAAUAAUGAUAAAAUGACCUUGUUGAGAUAUCUUGGGGAUGCUUGUCUCAGUGUGGGUGAUUACGAAAAGGCAAUCAGCCUUCAUGAACAGGCACUGCAGAUGUACAGGAGUAUCUAUGGUCAGACUAAAGCACAUCCUGACAUUGCUACUUCACUCAGCAAUGUAGGACUAGCCUGGGGUCAACUUGGUGAUUACAGACGGGCAAUCAGCUACUAUGAACAGGCACUGCAGAUGUACAAGAGUAUAUAUGGUCAAAGUUCACCACAUCCUGACAUUGCCACUUCACUUAGCAAACUAGGACUAGCCUGGGGCAAUCUGAGUGAUUAUAGAAAAGCUAUAUUCUUCUAUGAGCAGGCAUUGGAGAUGUAUAGAGGUAUCUUUGGUACAGUACAUUCUGAUAUUGCAAAUUUACUCAACAAUCUGGGGUCAGCCUGGCACAUUCUCAGUGAUUACAGAAAAGCUAUCAGAUACUAUGAGAAGGCACUGCAGAUGUAUAGAAGUAUCUAUGGUGAGAGUACAGAACAUCCCAACAUUACAUCCUUACUCAACAACAUAGGGUCAGCCUGGCACAAGUUGGGUGAACAAAGAAAGGCAAUCAGCUAUAUUGAACAGGCACUGCAGAUGAACAGGAGUAUCUAUGGUCCAACUACACCACAUCCUAACAUUGCCAUAUCACUCAUAAAUCUAGGACAAGCCUGGUAUCAUCUCGGUCAUUACAGAAAUGCAAUAAGCUACUUUGAACAGGCACUGCAGAUGUGCAUGAGUAUCUAUGGUCUACGUACACCACAUUCUGUCAUUGCUACAUCACUCAGUAAUCUAGGACAAGCCUGGUGUCAUCUGGCUGAUUACAGAAAGGCAAUCAGCUACUUUGAACAGGCACUGCAGAUGUGCAGGAGUAUAUAUGGUCAAAUGACAGCACACCCUGACAUUGCUGUGUCACUGAAUAAUCUGUCAACAGCUUGGCUCCACCUUGGUGAUUACAAAAAAGCAAUAAGUCUCUGCCAAGAAGCUUUGACUAUGGCAAACCAGAUUUACCUUCCUGAUAAAACUCACCCCAUCAUGAAGCAAAUUGAAAGGAACAUUGCCCUGAUGAGCACAGUAAAAGAAUCUACAGAAUAA